Molecule: messenger RNA, 2541 nt
Organism: Guillardia theta CCMP2712
Lineage: Eukaryota; Cryptophyceae; Pyrenomonadales; Geminigeraceae
Exons: 8
Coding region: 1-2541 (846 amino acids)
Biological process (GO): monoatomic ion transport; transmembrane transport
Cellular component (GO): voltage-gated sodium channel complex; plasma membrane
Molecular function (GO): voltage-gated sodium channel activity
Source: RefSeq, a predicted model, not a curated record
AUGUCCAUAAUAACUACUGGUGGCCUUGUCAAGUCAACAAAUCAGUUCGAGCUGGCUGGAAGUGCGAGAACUGAUUGCUGCGAAAAUCAAGCAUGUGCAGAGAAGUUUGAAAACUCGGUGGUGAACUCGUACAGCUCUGAAACAUCUGUUUUCUUCAUUCGAAAUGGCUGCUGCUGUGGUGGCGUCGAGAGAGGGCGGCCGACUGUCUACAGUUUGCGAUCUGAAACACAGAACAACUUGCCUGAAGCAUCGGAGAUCGUCAAAGAGAGUUUGCUUUCUAAGCAAUCAGCAGGUUUGAGCGGAUUAUGGCUUCCAAGAAAAGUGAUGGUGUCGGACAUGAAACUGUUUGUGUGUGAUAAUCAGUCGGGAGCUCUGCUCGAAAGCUUCUGGCUUGCGGACAUCGUGGACAUGGACGCGCGUCAGAUCGUCGAGCGGGAGUGUCAUGCCCCGAAGAUGUCUCCCCUGCGAGCGUUGCAGUCUAUCAAGGACUUGCUGGUCGGGCCCAUGGAACACGCGUGCGACGACAUCUACGACGACUCCACCCAGCGAUCCUUCGCCAUCUGCGUCUACAGCAGGAGAGAGAAUCAGGUCCGCGCUCUCGCCUUCAAGGCCAGUAGCCCCCUUGAGCGUGUGGAAUGGAUUGAGUGCCUGACGGAACUCGUCACGGCUGCUAAGGCGAAGGAGCAACGGGCGCUGUCUAAGUUGGAGUGCUGGAAUGCCAAGGUGAAGAAGGUCUACGACAGCUUCCCGUUCCAACUGUUCGUCAUCCUCCUCAUCUUCGUCAAUUUCGCCUUCAACAUUGCGGAGGCUGAGCUCAACACAGCACCAGACGAUCCUCUCAAUAAUCUCUUUCAGAACGCAGAUAAUUUCUUCACCAUCAUCUUCACGGUUGAGCUCGCUAUCAACGUGACUGCAAACUGGAUUACUCCGUUCCUGAUGGAUUCAUGGAAUGUCUUGGAUACUUCUGUUGUUGUUGUCUCCCUGCUAUCAUUCUACGCCUCCAACAUACCGGGAGUGAAGGGGUUCCGUAUCCUCCGCGUCCUGAAAGUUGUCCGAGUGUUCAAGCGUUUGACGUCUCUCCGGAUGAUUAUUACAGCAUUGGCAUCCUCCGUCAUUCCUGUUGCCAACGUGUUUGUCAUCCUGUUGCUCGCGAACAUGGUCUAUGCCAUCCUUGGGGUUGGGCUCUUCAGUCAGUCGUCUCCUGACUUCUUUGGAACCUUCUCGCGAGCUUUCUUCACCAUGUUCCAGUGCGUGACAGGAGAUGGCUGGGCGAGUUCCGUUGCUCGGCCAAUGAUGGAUCCGCUGGGAGGGUACAGCUCGAGCAUAGCCAUCUUCUUCCUGAGCUACAUCCUGAUCGUCUCAUGGAUCAUCGUCAACGUGGUGCUUGCUGUCCUGCUCGACGAGUUCCUCAAGGCGGCAUCCGACGAGAAGGCUGCCAUGCACAGGGAAAAGAACUCAAACUCAGAGUUGAGGCUGCUCUAUACCACUCUAGAUCCCCUCCUCUCACACCUCUCGCAGUUUCACAGCACUGACGACCUUCUCCGGCGCCUCAGCGACCUCUUUCAAGUCCUCGUCGACAACGACGACGAGGUUCUCACGCUGUCAGAGUUUUCGGCUGGCUUGAGGAAGCUGGCGUUCCGUCCGAUUGUGCAGAUUGACAGUCAUGGGCUCGUCGAGAUGAUGCGCGUCAUGAACUCGCACGGUUCCAACCUGCUCGACGUCGAGCGCAUCGCAGAGGAGGGCAUGGACAGGCAGCAGUUCAUGCAGUUCAUGCGCUUCCACCUCCGCAGAUAUGUGCAGCGAGUGGUCUCGCGGACGAUCGCGCUGGAGACGCACGAGGACAACGGGACAUCUUCGAUUCUCUUCAUCCUCAAGUACGUUGUGACCGCUCUGGACGAGCUCUCCUACCUCGUUCACACACGAGGGGAGCCAGCAGCUACCAGGACGAUGUCGGACAAGGAGCGGGGAGGCGCUCACGGCCCUCACUCGCAGCCCUCCCCAGAAGCAUCAGCCCUAGAGGCGACAAUUCGUGGAGAGAUCGACGAGUCUGGGGUGGAGCUGUCAGAGAAGACAGGAGCAAGGAUGAGCGACCAGGCGCGGGGGAUGCUAGAGGAAGUGGACUGUGAGUUUGUGGUGGAGAAGUUGGAGCGAGGUGGAGUGCUGGAGGCGGCAGACGUCGAGGCGCUCCGGAACGACGAGGAGCACUUCGACGACGUCAUGGACAGGUGCGGGGUGACGAGGAGGGAAUCGAAGCAACUAUGGAAGGCUCUCCGCGAUCACAGGCGUACUAAUGGAGUGCGGAAACGCCUGCAGGAGGAAGAGGAGGAGGAGGGGAAGAGGCAGAUCCCGGUGGUGGCUCCGGAGUACAGUGACAGGCGUUUUCCCCAAGCGAAGUCGGAGGGCAAGCAGCACGAGCUCCCUCCUUCGCUGCUGCCCGGUUUCAACGGUUUGAUCAGGUCUGACUUCUCCCUGGGAUGGAAGGCGAGAGCGAUGGAGCUUGCUCAAGCUCGUCGAAGACUGGAGGCUCGCUUCUCUCCUUGA